Messenger RNA from Stereum hirsutum FP-91666 SS1, 3284 nucleotides. RefSeq names its product ARM repeat-containing protein. Gene Ontology annotation, biological process: protein dephosphorylation. The transcript is spliced from 5 exons. The record is from RefSeq and is a predicted model, not a curated record. Gene Ontology annotation, molecular function: protein binding; protein phosphatase regulator activity. Lineage: Eukaryota; Fungi; Basidiomycota; Agaricomycetes; Russulales; Stereaceae. The coding region runs from base 73 to 2667 and encodes 864 amino acids.
CACUGCCGCAUCGUCGUUCCCUAUGCCGAGUCAGAGUACGGCGACGACCCGGACCAGCUCGACUUUCCACUUAUGCCCGUCCACGCUUUCACGCCGAUCAUAGGCACCCUCCUCCUCGCACAUAACGCCGCAGUGGGCGCGGCCACCCGGUUCGCCGUCAUCGACAUUUUGCGACAGAUUCGGGACGCAGAUGCGGACCCUGAUUCUCAGUCGUCAAACGAGACUGCGUUCGGUCCUGACGAGCGAAUGUUGUUAAAGCAGGAGAUACUGCAGCAGAUCGUCAUUGGCAUCGGUCGUCUUGAUCUUGUGGAGGAGGGUGACGGAUAUGACCUGCCUGCUGAUGAUCCCCCGUCGACUUCUGUCGUUGGCCCUUCUGCUGAUUCUCCUCGUCCGGAGCAGGCCAGCUCUGAACGUUCUUCGACACCGUCGCUGCCUGAGCUUUCUAGACACGAUACACCAUCGUCCACGGACUCUGUGAAGACACCUGAGCUGGUCUCGCCUGAGGGAGAGUCGUCGUACCCAAGGAUCCAAGCCCAAAUAUCCGACGUCGCUCUAGACGAUCCCAGUCGUAUCUCGAGCGACGCCCCAAUAUCUGGGAACUCAAUAUCCUCAGAAACAGAGUCCAAGACACUCGUCACGGCAACGAGCGACGACUCGGCAGGGAAUUCGUCGACGGAGGUCGGAGCGACGGAUGAUUCGGACGGGGUGGAGGCUGCUCUGGGCAGGCUUAGCAGUAUGAGCUUGAUGGCUGCGGUGUCCGCUGGCGGAUACUUGGAAGACGAUAAUGAUGAUACAAAAUCCGCGUUCGUCGCGGAGGUCGAACGCGUGAGCCAGGAUAAUGUGUAUUGGGUGCGAAAGGAGGCGUCGUACGCCCUGGGAGCGUUGGCAAAAGUCGUCCCGGUCGAGAUUGUGAUGAUGACCCUGAUCCCGUUGUUCGAGUCGCUAUGCACCGACUCUGUGUGGCACGUCCGCCACUCUGCGCUCUUCGCCCUCCCAGCCAUUCUCCCCCGCCUGACCGCAUCCCAUCGACGCUCUUUCGCACUCAGCACGCUCAGCGCACUCUCCAACGAUACCUCCGACUCCGUGCGCCUCCGCGUCCUCGAAUCCCUCGGCGAAGUCCUUUACACUUUCCGCGACGACCCAGGCGGCCCACCGCCGGAGCUCUUACGACUCUUCUUGGGCAAGGACCAGCAGGACCCACAGCAACAACAGCAGCAGCAACUGCACCAAAAAACACCGGUCCCCGCAAGACCGACGAUUCCGCUCAAAUGGCCGGACCGGCCGCCUGGGAAGUACACCCCGAUACUGAACAGCGACGACUCGCUCCCAAAGACGCCCACUCCAAAAGCGACGCCGUUCUCGGAAGAGGACGUGUUCUUCGAGGACCCGUCUCGGCCUCUGAUCAUCGCGUUUAAUUAUCCGGCUCUGGCGCUCACGUUGGGACGGGAACGCUGGGGCGAGAUCAGGGGGCUUUAUUUGAGGCUGGCGGAGUCGGCGAGUCCGAAGGUGAGGAGGACGUUGACGGCUUCGGCGGGGGAGAUGGCGAGGAUUGUGGGGGGGGAGGUGGCCCUUAGGGAUGUGCUUCCGGUGUGGGUUGAGGCGGUGAGGAGGGGGGAGCGGGAGACGAGGAUGAAGGCGGCGGAGUCGAUGAGGGCGUUGGUGGGUGCGUUGUCGGCAGAGGGAGGGAAGAGGGCGGAGGUGGUGGGCGUUGUGGAGGAGUGUUGGGGGAAGAGUUUGAGUGGAUGGAAGGAGAGGGAGGCGUUUGUGAGGGUGUUGGGGGAGUUGGUUGGGGGUGAGGAGGGGGUGGGAAGGGAGGGGUGGGCGGUUGUGAGGAGGUUGGUGAGGAGGGCUUUGGAGGAUGAUGUGGCUGCGGUGAGGGAGGCUGGGAUCGCCGUGGUUCCGCAGAUGUACAGAGCUUUUGCGGGCGACAGGCGAGAGAUGGAUAACCUCACGGCUGAUAUAUGCUCUCUAGCUGAGGCUAGCGUGUUUCGACGGCGCAUGGUAUUCGUCUACGUCUAUCAAACCCUCACAUCCUCAGACGACGGCCGCUGGGUGCUCACGGACGAGUCAUACACGCUGGCGCUCGGGAGAUUGGUCGAGGAUCGGAUUGUGGAUGUGAGGAUUGGGCUUGCGAGGCUUGUUGGUGGACUUUGUCGGCAGACGACAUCACUGCUACCACCGCAAACUCCAGCACCGCAACAUUCGAUAUCGGCAGCGAAAUCACCUAUAAUACCAGCAGAAGCACAACCACCGGCGCCGAUGCAUGUUCGACGACUUGCGGAAAGGCUGCAGAAGGACGAGUCGAGGGAGGUUAGGUCGUUUGUCCCUGAAUGGUCGUUCGCUCCUUUCCAUCCAGAUUCUACGACCGAUUCCGAUUCCAAGGCUGGACUAGCACCGCCAGUCACGCCAGCACCUUCUACUUCCGAUUCCAAGACGCCAGCUGCUACUCCCGAUGCGAAGGCGCAAGCACGGCCAGCUCUCAUGAAGAAGACGUCGUCUUUGAGUGGGGAUGGCUUCGUUUUUGCGACGUUUUCGAAGCCGCCGCCGACACCUCUGUUUCCGGUCCCUGUUCAGGAGUUUGAGGAGGGUGGUGUUGAGGAUAAGACCAACGUCGAUCUCCCGGCGACAGCGACGGUGCCGAUUGCUAUUGCUGUACGGGACCGGUGAGGCUUGCUUGGGAGUCUGUGUUGGUGUUGGAGGGGUGCGCUGGCGGGGUUCGGACCGUCCUUUACUCGGUGGAACGGGGAUUGUGCAUACCAUCAAGAAAAGGGGAUUUUCCCGGUACGGUCCUUCUCCAAACAUCAAGGAUCAACGCUUCAAUCUCGAACGUCUCGCCGCUGGGUUUGGAUUUUCUCUCCCGUUUGUUUGCAUGCCUGUGUGUCCGAACCGCCCGGGCCCGCACUCGUUCUUCUCCCUCCAUGCCGCUGCCUCCAACAUACGUCCAUGUCGCUCCCGCUUCACCAAUCACCAUAUCACCAUAUCAUACCCAGCACCACGCAUCAUCACGCUUCAAGGCCUCAUCAUGCAUCUAGGCAUGCAUCGUUGGGGAAUGGUUGAUCCGUGACGCGUUGAUUCGUGACAUCGACACGCAUCUAUUUCUCGGUCGAUUCUGCCCGCUGGUGUUGGUCGGUCGAUGAUGCAUCAUACAGAUGGGCAAUGUCAUUGAUGAGGCGCGCCAAGUCCGUCCGUCUGUCCCAUCUUUGCUUCGCCUUCCUUCCCUUCGAUUCGCAUUGGACAGCCUCGAGCCGCACUUUGGAGUGAGACAGAGAGAAUAGAGGAGAGGG